AUGUCGCUGAAAACGAUCAUCAGUUUGGUAUUGGUGUUGUUGAGCAGCCGGACGGAGUCGUUACCCUCCUUAAACGGUGGUCUGAAGACCUUUACUCUCGAGGAACUGAUACCACUGACAGUUUCAUUCUUUCCUGAACAGUUAUCGUUGCAAUGGAUAUCAGACACAGAGUAUUUAUACAAGGAGCCGGGACUAGGUACCUGGAAGUACAACGUAACCACCGAUACUUAUACAGGGAUUCUAGAAGAUGCUGACUUGGCCAAUGUCAGGAAUUAUUCGACUUCUUCGUUCUCUAAAGAUUUCAAAUUUUUACUGCUCACUUCUAAGAAACGUAAACUUUAUAGAUAUUCAAGCACAGCCGAGUAUUGGGUUUACGAUAUAGAGAAAAAGACAAUCAGCAGAAUCGGACAGGGUAUCGUACAAGUUGUCAUUUGGGGUAAGGGACGAUCAUUGGCGUACGUGCAAGACAACAAUGUGUACUACGUGCCUGACGCCAGAACACCCCAUAUCACGUAUGCACUCACUAAGGAUGGCGUUCCAGGGGAAAUAUAUCAUGGGGUUCCUGACUGGCUAUAUGAGGAGGAGAUGUUCAGUGCACCUGAUGCGAUGUGGUUUUCUGAAAAUGGAAAAUUUCUGGCAGUGGCAACUUUUAAUGAUACCAAUGUUGAUUCUACCACCUUUCCUUUUUACGGCCAACCGUCUGACUUCAAUAAUCAGUAUCCAGAAAUAAUCAAAUUCAAGUACCCAAAGGCAGGUCGGCAAAAUCCACUUGUAGCGCUUCGUGUUUUCAAAUUGGACGAUGUCUUUCAAGAACCCUGGAAUAUCCCAGCACCAGUAGAUAUAGUAGGAAUUGAUCAUUACCUGGGCAGAGUAAAUUGGGCUUCAGAACAGAGCUUAAUCGUUCUGUGGCUGAACAGACGACAAAAUAUAAGUGUUCUUAUAAACUGUGAUCUAGAACGUGAUAAGUGCAGCAUAGUUACCGAACGUACAGAACCAAAUGGAUGGAUUGAUGUCAAAGAACCAUUCUUCGAUAAAUCAGGACAUAGAAUGGUUGAAAUACAAAAUUUGUAUAAUGGUGAUCAAAGGUUCCCGCAUGCAGGUCGAUUUAAUUUCUUAUCUUUGACAACAGAAGAUUUGAGUCCUGGAAAUUCUACAGUAACAGAAAUACUUGGGUGGAAUCAGGAAACGGAUACAAUUUACUACAUUGUAUCGCCAGGCAAUAUUCCAUGGACAAGACAAAUAUGGGCGACAUCGGGAGGUGUUGUAAGAUGUGUCAGUUGUAGGGAACCGUCUUGUCAUUAUGCAUCAGGAACUUUCUCACCUGGAGCUAAAAAUGCUGUGAUUACGUGUAGUUCCAGUUUCUCUCCACCUAAGAUUUUCUUAUAUAACAGUCAGAAGGAUCAUUUCAAGUUAAUCAAAGACAACAGCAGAUUGAAAGAGAAAUUAAGACAGUACAAAUUACCAAUGAUGUUGUUUAAUGUAGUGUCAUUAGGAGACACUAUGUUGGGACAUGUGAAAUUAACCCUACCACCAAACAUGCAGUCAGGAGUUAAAUACCCUUUGGUGGUGCGAGUUUAUUCUGGGCCAGGCACUAGCAGAGUCAAAGACAACUUUGAUUUAGAAUAUUACAAUACAUAUUUAGCGAGCAACAGAAGUUUUAUUGUGGCUGCUAUCGAUGUACGCGGCUCAGGAGUUAUGGGCGUUGAAGCGAUGCAUGCCAUUAACAACGCCCUUGGAACAGUUGAGGUUACUGAUACUUUGGCUACUAUCAGGAGUUUGGCUAGUGUAUAUUCGUUCAUCGAUUCAGACCGCAUUGGCGUAUGGGGUUGGAGCUAUGGCGGGUUCAUGUCAACCAUGAUGCUCAUUCAAGACAAGGAGAAAAUACUAACCUGUGGGGCUGCUGUUGCUCCAGUUACCUCUUGGCUUUAUUAUGACACUAUGUAUACCGAACGUUACAUGGAUACGCCGCAAGCGAACCCUGAUGGCUAUGAGCGUUCGGAUCUAAUGAAACAAGUGGAGAAAUUACGCGGUCGCCGGUUCUUGCUCGCACAUGGCACCGACGAUGACAAUGUGCACUUUCAACACAGCAUGCUGUUGGCGAAACAACUGCAGCACAGCGAUAUAGAUUUUGAACAAAUGAGUUAUACAGACGAGAAGCAUUCAUUAUUGGGUGUAAGCAGACACUUCUACCAUAUGCUGGAUCGCUUUUGGACGCGAUGCUUCAACCAUGACUGA
This is a messenger RNA of Arctia plantaginis, 2235 nucleotides long. The record is from the annotation of a GenBank genome assembly. NCBI's taxonomy places the organism in Eukaryota, Metazoa, Arthropoda, Insecta, Lepidoptera, Erebidae.